This is a messenger RNA of Entrophospora candida, 140 nucleotides long. NCBI's taxonomy places the organism in Eukaryota, Fungi, Glomeromycota, Glomeromycetes, Entrophosporales, Entrophosporaceae. The record is from the annotation of a GenBank genome assembly.
CAGAAAAUGGUACAAGUGCUGCUGCAAUUGAGACAUUAUCAAAUGCGGGUAUAUCUGCAUCAUAUAAAACAAUUGAAAAUUAUAAGAAAACAAUAAAAGCAAACCAUCCUAAAGAAAUUGAAAAAUAUUUUGCCAAUAAU